Molecule: messenger RNA, 1827 nt
Organism: Prunus avium (sweet cherry)
Lineage: Eukaryota; Viridiplantae; Streptophyta; Magnoliopsida; Rosales; Rosaceae
Product: CDPK-related kinase 3
Biological process (GO): protein phosphorylation
Molecular function (GO): protein kinase activity; ATP binding
Source: RefSeq, a predicted model, not a curated record
CUAGCCCCUUGCCAGCGGGAGUAUCGCCGGCACCGGCGAGGUCGUCGACUCCGGGGAGGUUUUUCCGGCGGAGGUUCGCGCCUCCUUCUCCGGCGAAGCAUAUAAAGGCGUCUCUAGCCAAGCGGUUCGGUAAGCCCAAGGAGAGCCCGAUUCCCGAGGAGCACGGAGUUGAACCGGAACAGUUGCUGGACAAGAGUUUCGGGUAUGGGAAGAAUUUUGGAGCUAAGUAUGAGCUAGGGAAGGAGGUGGGGCGAGGGCAUUUUGGUCAUACUUGCUCUGGUAGAGGCAAGAAGGGCGAGCUCAAGGACCAGCCUGUGGCUGUUAAGAUCAUUUCCAAAGCCAAGAUGACGACAGCGAUAUCGAUUGAAGAUGUUCGUAGAGAGGUGAAGAUAUUGAAAGCUCUAUCUGGGCAUAAGCAUCUUGUAAAAUUUUAUGAUGCAUGUGAAGACGCCAAUAAUGUUUACAUAGUCAUGGAAUUGUGUGAAGGUGGGGAACUUCUUGACAGAAUUUUAUCUAGAGGUGGAAGAUAUGCGGAGGAAGACGCAAAACAUAUAGUUGUGCAGAUAUUAAGUGUUGUUGCAUUUUGUCAUCUUCAAGGCGUUGUGCACCGUGACUUAAAGCCAGAGAAUUUCCUUUUCGCUUCUAGAAGUGAAGAUGCUGAUAUGAAGCUUAUUGAUUUUGGUCUUUCUGACUUUAUCAGACCAGAUGAAAGACUUAAUGAUAUUGUUGGAAGUGCAUACUAUGUUGCACCUGAAGUCCUCCAUAGAUCUUAUAGCCUUGAGGGAGAUAUAUGGAGCAUUGGUGUUAUCACAUAUAUCCUGCUGUGCGGAAGCCGACCUUUCUGGGCACGGACGGAAUCUGGAAUUUUCCGUGCAGUGCUAAGAGCUGAUCCGAGUUUUGAUGAUUUACCCUGGCCUUCUAUGUCUCUAGAGGCCAAGGACUUCGUAAGAAGGCUUUUGAAUAAGGACUACAGGAAAAGAAUGACUGCUGUCCAGGCUUUAGCUCACCCAUGGUUGCGAAAUGAUAGUCGUCCCCUUCCUUUAGAUAUAUUGAUCUACAAAUUGGUCAAAUCAUAUCUCCAUGCUACGCCCUUCAAACGUGCAGCACUUAAGUCUCUUUCAAAAGCCUUGACAGAGGAUGAGCUGAUAUAUCUUAGAGCCCAAUUCAUGCUUUUGGAACCAGAUAACAAUGAAUGUGUCUCUCUUCUUAAUUUCAAAACGGCUCUUCAAAGAAAUUCAACUGAGGCGAUGAGGGAGUCGAGGGUUGUUGAUAUAGUAAAUGCUAUGGAGCCGCUUGCUUAUAGAGCGAUGGACUUCGAAGAAUUUUGUGCAGCCGCAAUCAGUACGCAUCAAUUGGAGCCCCUUGAAGGUUGGGAGCAGAUAGCCUCUACUGCUUUUGAGCAUUUUGAACGCGAGGGUAACCGAGUCAUAUCGAUUGAAGAAUUGGCCAGAGAAUUAAAUCUUGGCCCUUCUGCCUACUCUGUCCUCAGAGAUUGGAUCAGAAACGCAGAUGGAAAGCUUAGUUUCCUUGGAUAUACAAAAUUUUUGCAUGGUGUGACGGUCCGUAGCUCCAACACCAGACACCAUUAGUUUUAUUCUUUUUUUUAAAAAUUUUAUUUAUAUUUUCCUUUCUUUCUUCUAUUUCUUUUUAGCCUUUUGACAUAUAGUUUCUUAUAAGAUUCAUGGGUUUUCAGAUGAUUUGUGGGAAUUUUUAUUUUUUGUUUCCUUUUGGGGGUGGGGUAAAGAAAAAUGUGUAUAAAUGAACAUGUUAGUCAAGCCAGUUGGGAAUUUCGAGCCAAUUUUUUUUUGAAAAAAAGUUGAUGAUUUU